GGUGCCCAGACCCCGCUACCGCCAUAGCGGUUUGCUUGAAAUCAACUUUCAACUCAGAUAAGUCAUCGAUGUUUCUAAACGGUUCCUUAUGCCUUGAUCGCUAAAAAGCUGUAAUAAUCCGGCAUGUCAGGACUAAAGAAGCUCUUCGGUAAAAAGGAAAGCAAAGGAAAACAUGCCGCGUCCACGGAAGACCUCAACUCAACGCUCGGCAGUGAAAUGGCGGCCGGUGCAGCUGGGUACGUCGUGGCCAAAGAAAAAGAUCUUCCGAAACUACACAAAGCUGUGUGGACAAGGGACAUGGCAAAGCUUAAACAGCUCAUAAAGAAAGGGGAUAUAAACCAGCUUGAUAAAGAGAACAGAACUGCACUUCACCUUGCCUCUGCAAUGGGGAAUGAAGAGAUGUGCCGAUUGCUGCUGACUAAUAAUGCGAAGACUAAUUUAUGUGACAGCCAAGGGAGGACACCAUUGAUGAAGGCAGUAGAGGCCCAAUCCCAGCAAUGCACAGAUGUUCUUCUUGAGCACAGAGCAGAUGCAUCUGUUGUUGAUGUCAUGAACAGCACCCCACUACACCUUGCAUCAGCAAAUGGGGACAUUGACAUCGCCAUGGUGCUGAUUGAAAAGGGAGCCAAGGUCAAUGCUCAAGAUAAGGAGGGUUUUACCCCUCUGCAUGUGGCAUCUUCUUUGGGUAAUCAAGACUUUGUUGGAUUUCUCAUUAAUGAAGGUGCAAACAUUGAUGCUGUUGACGCAUUUAACAGGACACCACUGAUGUCUGCUUCAAGUGAAGGACAUAUCGGCAUUGUAAAGUAUCUUCUACAAAACAAGGCAAACACUGAGGUGAAAGAUAGUCAGGGAUGGAAGGCAGCCGACCAUGCGAUCAUCCAUGGACAUCACAGCUGCUCCAACAUUAUUGAUGAGCAUGAAGAGAAGCUUGAAGCUCAGAAGAAGAAUGCUGCUGGAGGAAAGGCUGCAAAAAAGACCAAUUUCUCAGGUCUGCUCAGCUCUGGAACUGAUGAUCUGGAGUUCACCUUUGGUGGACCAGCAACAGAUGCCGGUAUGGAGAGCGCUCAGUCCGGUAAAGAGGACGAUUCAGCCAGCCACCAUUCUGUUGGUGGCACAUCCUGGGAUUCGUCAGUUGCAGAUGAGGAGGAUCUCUUUGAAGUAAAAAAGAAACCUGACAAGCCGAGUCUGUUAGCCGCACUGAAACCCGUGGCUCGCCAAGAAUCAAACGCGUCCCUGAAGAGCAACAAAUCUGCAAGUCGUAUCCCUGUGCGUUCAGACAGCGUCAAGUCCUCUGUUUCUGUCGAUUCUAAGUCGAAAGAGCCUCCAGCGUCGCGUAUACCGGUGUUGUCAUCCAAACCCCAAGCUAGUCCAACCACUGACAGACGUGCUGCUAGCAGUUCAUCUAAUCAUUCUACUCCAGUAAACUCAGCACCCCCGACCCCCACCAAGAAUGCCACGCCCAGUAAAGGUACCCCUGGUCAAUCGACGUCUGGCACGCCGGUGAACGGGACCCCCAGCAAAGGCACACCCCUGAAUUCCACUCCGGGAACCCCGAGUCAGCUUUCCACUGGCCGAGGUGUACAAGGGCCUGGGGACAAGCCUCAUUCGCUUCCUUGGGAAUCAAUUAAUGUGACGGAUGACGAAUCGGAUUUUGACUCUUCGAAUUCUUCGGCUGUAUUAGCUGCUCUUACUGGAAAAGAUACGCCAAAAGUUAAAGGUUCUGAUGCUGAGCCUAAGAUGUCGACUCUCCCAGUUUCUCAACCCGAAGAAAAGGAGAGUGACCUCAGCGUUAGCCUGGUACCGAGUGAUGACGAAAUCAGCUCUUCCGCUGGACCUCCGCUCGACGAUGAAGAACCGCUGGCCAACGAUGCCCACACCUCGGUACCUGAAAAGAAACCGCUAACUUCAACUUUAAAAAUCCCUCCAGUAGGGAAAGAGAAAGACAAAGCAGAUAUGUCGAUCCCUGGUCUUGAUCUUGGAAGUUCUGUCAGUUCAGUGUCCGACCCGGACAUAAGUGGUGCAUCGGAUGCGAAGAAGAAAAAGAAACAAAUCAAUGGCAAAGCAGGGGCGGAUAGUGAUCUGUCAGACGAGGAUUCCGAUUGGGACACUUCAGAUGACGACAUUCUACCAUCUGAUGGCCCAGAUACAACAGGGAGAAGUAGUUUAUUUGGGGUUACCCCAAUAGUACCAACUCCCACCGCAGAAACCGCUUCUAAAGAACCACCGAAACCUGCUCCACGAACUAAGGUUACAGAACCCGCUCAUGACAGUGACUCAGAGGCCACAGAGACUGAGAGUGAGUGGGAGAAAGAGAAAGUCGCGAAGAAAAAGGGUCAGAAUAAAAUUGAUGACCCUGUAGAGACAAAUGGUAAGGAAUCUAAGGACAUUGAGAGGUUUCUUGAGUGGGAUCAAGAACAAAAGGUCAAAGAGGAAGCGUUAGCGAUGGAGGUGCAGAAAGAACUGGAAGCUGAAAUGGAAAUGGAACGGCUACAAAAGGAGAACGAAGAAGAGCGCUUAAGGAAGGAAGAAGAAGAGAGGAAAAUGGAAGAAGAAAGAAGACGGGAUGAGCAGGCAAGACGCGAUAAAGAGCUCGAGGACCAGCAGCGUAAAGAUGAAGAACGGCGACUUAUAAUGGAACAGCAGGAAAGAGAACGUCGUCAGGAGAUGGAGUAUUUACAACGAGAAAAGGAGGAGCGACUUAGGGUCGAGGAAGCUUUGAAAAAGCUUGAGCGGGAAAAAGAAGAAGAGCGGCAACGUUUGGAGCGUGAGAAGGAGCUUGAAAUUGAGCGUCAAUUGAAAAUCAAGGAGAAAGAAGUAAUAAGACUGCAGAGAGAGCGAGACGAAGAGAGGCGCAGACGUGAGGAUGAGGAGAAACGAAUUCAAAUGGAAAAGGUCGAAGAGCUUAAACGAAUUGAGCGUGAAAAGGAAGAAGAACUAGAAAGACAGAUGCGGGAGAAAGAGGAAGAGAUGGAACGUCAAAAGCAAGUAUUCCAGGACACCCUCGAGCAGGAAAGGCGACUGAGAAACGACAGAGAAGCUGAAGAAGCACGUCGGAGGCUAGAAGAGGCGUCUAGGAGCGAAGAGUACGAACGGCAACGACAGCUAGAGCUACAAGAGAAGGAAAGGAGGAACAAGGAAGAGGAAGACAACCUCCUUGAUGCAUAUCGCAGGAAGCAGGAGCAGUUGCUCGAGAAAGAGCGCAUAUUUGAAGAAGAGAUGGCUCGUCGUGAACGUGAGCUUGAGGAGAGGCAGAAGAGGGAGGAAGGGGAGAGGAGGGUGGCAGAAAUGGAGCAGGUCAAGGUUGCACAGGAGCAGCACCUGUAUGCGCAGGAGACUGAUGAGCUGGAACAGCUGAAGAAGACAUAUGAAGAGCGUAUCGAGCGGGAAAAAGGCGCCCUGGAAGCAUCCAUCGCUCGUCGGAAGGAGGAAGAAAGACGUGCGGAGGAAGCGGCCAGGAGGCUUCAGGAGAGUCAGGAGCAGCUACAACUAAGGCAGGAGGCGCUAAGGAUCCGCAAGCGGCAGGGGGAGGCGUACGAGAAGGAGGAGGACGAGUUACGGCGAAUGGAGGAAUCGCUGAGGCGGGAGAGGGCCGACCAGGACAUGCGCGCGCAUGAGGUUCAGGCGCAACGGGAGAUCGAUGAGCAGUAUGCACUGCAGGCGCGUAUAGAAAUGGAAAAGCGUCAGCUGCAAGACCUUGAGGCUCGAAAAGAACUCCUUGACAAAGAUAUCGGCGCGAAACUGACAGAACUCGGUAACCGUCAGAGACGAGACGAACUUGAACAGAAAUCCCGUCAACUAAUGUACGAGCGAGAGCAACUUAACGCUUCGUUUGAAGCGGCCAAACAGCGCACUGCAGUCUUGGAACAAACCCCUCCCCCUACGAGUGAUAGAAUCCCUGGCUACGAAGACAGCGAAGGAAGCGACACGGAGAACGUCAGGAACAAGCAAUUACCAAACGGAAAACUGCCUUCCAAGACGUCUCAGGUGCUAACGAAUGGCUACGUGGACGACGUGGACUGGUCCGAGUCCUCAGACGAGGCUCGCCAGGGCUCCUACAGUCCCGCGAUGGCCAUGAUGUUGGCCAGCGGUGUUGCUGGUUCUCAAGUUCCCGGUACGUCCGACCCCUUGGGGGAGACACCGGUGUUGAAGUCUGUCACCUCUACGAGUAUGGCCGCUCCUCCUUCGGCACCCACGCAAAACGGGAUUGUUAGUCCGCAAGAUGUGCACGGGGUAGCAAGACUACAAGACACGGUGCGCGACUAUCGACGGCAGAUAGACAAGCUAAGGGAGAGGAACAUCGCGUUGGAGUCGAGUCGAAAACAGCUAGAACGGGACAUGGCGGAGUUGCAGGGGAAGCUACAGUCUGUAACCAAGGAAAAGUCUGAUAUCGAGCAUGCUCGACUGCAGACCGAAAUUGAUACUCGGAGCAUGCGAUACAAGUACGAACAAGAGGCCGAGGCUCGACGAGUCUCCGAAACAUUAUUGAACCAGUUGAAAGAGCAGAUCAAGCGCUCGGAUGCCAAGCUCGCAAAGGAGAUGGAGAGUCGCCAAGCCAUGGAGACCGAGAUUCGCCAUCUCGAGAAGGAUAAAAAAGAUCUCCAGCAGGCAGUCAACCAGCAACAAGUAGACCUGUCUGAUAUACAGAGAGCGCUGACCGAGGAACAAGACCUCAGGGCACGCAUGACCGAGAUGUACAAUGAUCAGAAGAAACAGACAAGUGUGCUGAUGGAGGAGGCGAAGAACAGCUCUCAGCAGCAAGCAGUAGUCAUGGCGGAGUUAGAGGCUGUUGAUCAGACUAGAAAGUCUCACGAGGCGAACACGGGAUCAUUACGUGAUCAGCUCAUGCAGGCGCAGACAGAGCUUGCCGAGACCAAGGCACGUCUGGAUGCCAACAAGUCCGCUACCGAGAAAGAGCUUUCUGCACUCAAGGAUAAGCUGCAGAGGAAGUCAGAGAAGUUGCUCAAAGCCGAAGAGACCAUCGAGCAGCUACGAGGUGAACUUGAUUUGUUCAAAACCAGUGGUAACGAAAAGCACGCUCAACUCUCCAGUAAACUAGAGAAUGAAAACCUCGCGAAAAACCGAAUGGAGUCGGAGAUCUCUUCUCUCAAAAUCCGUCUUGAAAACGCUAAUAAUGAAUUGGACAAGGCAAAUACAGCGCGGCAAGUUUCUGAAAGGCAAAUGCACGAAUUGAGGGAGGAACUUUACACUACAAAGCUUCAACUAGAGAAGGAGGUGUCAUCACUGAGAGAAGCUAACCAGUCGCUGACGAGCAAACUACAAACUGCGGAAGGAAAGGUCAACAGUCUGGAACAAGAGGUUCAACAGUCCACGCUGACCAUGACAGAGAAAGGGGGUCACUUGAGUCUUGCUCAGCGCGAAGUGGAACACAGGAAGUCACAGCUGGAGAGAGUCGAGGAAAAACUGGCGCUGGAAAAGGAGCAAAAUGCCAAGCUCUCCUCGAGACUCGACACAAAAGAUGAAAAACUACAGACUCUUAUCAGCGAGUGUGAUUCUCUCAAGCGCCAGUUGGAAGGAGUCAAUGAAAAGAACCGCAAAGCUGAGGAAAAGUACAAUGCGAGUGUGAACUCAAUGCGAAAUGACCUGGAUAAGGAGAGACAGGUUCUUGCUGAUAAAAAUGAAAACCUGACGGAGACCAUCCAUCGCUUGAAGGACGAGUCGGCCAAACUGAACGAGAAGAUCAUAAGACACGAAGAGGAGCUCAAACAGAUUAACCAGGAAAUGAAUACUACGUCUAAGAAGCUUGCGCAUACAGAAUCAGCACUAGAAAUGCAAAUCAAGGCUCGUGAAGAACUAGAAAGUGAUAGAAGCCGACUUCGAGAACAACUUCUUCUCCUAGAAACUAAGCUCAUUGCUGCGGAAGACGUUAAGGGAGAGAUCGCUGGGCGAGCAUCUCGACUUGAAACACACCUCGAGAAGAGCAUGCGCGUGUCAGAAGAUACCGCACAGAGGCUGGCAGCAAGGACUGCGGAUGCAGAUUCUGUCUCUAGAUCACUGGAUGACGUUUUGUCGGACAAUAUACCGAGUCAACUGGAAGCGUUAGUCAACCGACAGAAAGUAGAGAAGGCUCAGAUCGCGGCCGCUCUUCAGGAGGAACAAGUGAAAAAUGAGCUACUUAUGAAGGAAAUCAGAGAGGCCACUGAGGCACGCCAAAGCUUAGAAAGCAUGUUGACGAACGUAAAGGCGUCGAAUAUACAGCUAGAAGAAAAAUUACAGAACGAAUCUAUGAAUCGAACACUACAUGGAAGAGAGGCGGAUGAGGCUAAAGAAUUAUGGGAAGCCGAAAUGAAAGCAAGAACAAAACUAGGGACAAAGAUCGUUACAAUAGAGAAGAAACUAGCUGAGGCCCAAGCGCAAAUUGACGAGGAAAAACGGAAAGUUCGAAAGGUUAUGGAGAUAAAGAAAGCCGUGGAGGCUAAACUUGAAGCUGCAGAAGACAGGUCUUCGAGGCAAAACAAAGAGUCAGUGGCGUUAAGGACACAGCUCAAGUCUUACAAGCGCAGAUUAAAGGAGUACGAGACAUCCGAAAGUCGGAUUCCUAAGCUGCGAACAGAGUUCGACCGAGAGCGCGAACUUCUGGAGCAACAGAUCAACAAUUACAGAAGACAGAUUGAAGAAUUGUCUGAUAGACUUCGUCAGGAGAUGGAGACUCGCAAUCGUAUAGAAUUAGCCAACAAACAGCAGCAACAAGAAUUAUCCUCGGCCAAAGCAAGUGAAAAAGACAUUGCGUAUGAGAGGGAACGACUGUUCAAAGCUAAUCGGCAGCUGGAAGAAGAAAUAGAAAGUUUAAAGAACUACUAUGAUCAAAAUUAUGUGGAAAAGGGUCAACUGGAUGCUUACAAGAAAGAGCUCGAUGCCAAGUCGAGAUUUGAGAUAAACCGCAAACUGGAAGAGGUCAACCAACAUCUAGCAGACCAGGCAGCAUCAAGGGAAAAGUUAGAACUAAUGCGAGAGCAGAACGCUGCGAAGACUCGUGCAGAGUUAGAGCAAACGAUAUCAUCCUUGAAGGAUAAGCUGGCAAAAGCAAGCUCCGGUAUGCACGAGUUCGAGACCCAAAAAGAGAGUAUAGACAUGGAGGCAAGGAGAUAUAAGGAUUUAUAUGAAAACGAAUUAAAAGCAAAAGACAAAUUGACAAACAGGCUUGCGAGAGCCAACGAGAAAGUGGCUGAAUCUAAGGCGCUUUUGAACAUUGAGAGGUCACGACGCUUGCAGUCGGCUGACCGUGACACCGGGUUCACUCAAAGCCCAAAGUUCUCUAUGGAUCCGCUUAGCAGUAUAAUUGGUGGCUCACCUCGCAGCCCUGACCGGAUGUACUCGCAGGGAGACGAAAACUUGAUGCGAGCCGUCGAGAACGAGCUCAACAAGAGCAUCAAGAGACACCUAGAGACCAGCCCUGUCACGACAGACCUCGAUAUACGGUCGUCGCCCCUAGCAAUCAGUGGCGGUGAAAGUCGGUACUCACCGCUUGCUAACUCGUCGAGACAGUACAUGUCGGUGCUUAAGAAGAACUAUUUUGUAUAACAAUGUUAAACAAACAAUUCACUCUUAACAUCAAACUAGAAAUUCUCCUGUGUUAUUCCAUUCAUUCCAUGUAUCAAAAGAGACAUUUCCAUUUCCAUUCAUUUCCGGCUUUUUGCCAGAAAUUCUCUUUAUUCACUCCCUGUAUCAAACUAGUGAUUUACUAGCAGUCACACUAAAAAAAAAAUCCAGUUCCAUUUGCUUCCUGCGUCCAACAAGGUGCUCCCUAUUCAUGUUAUACGGAACGUCGGGGAUCGAUAUUUUUUGCUCUUUCUUGCUCUUUAUUCCGCUAAUUAAAUUUGAGAUCAAUUCGGACAUAUCUUGUUUAUAAUUAGGACUAGCAGAAAAGCAUGCGAGAGUGCAUGAGUUAAAGUAAGCUCAGUGUUACAUGGAAGAUAUUUGUAGAAUUAAAAACAAAUGCAUCCAACAAAUUGGUAUUGGUUAAGGUUGGCGUGGAAUAUCAGAACAGUGAAGUUUUAUUCUGGCUGCAGAAACAAAGUUUUCUUUAGACAAGACUAUUAUGUAACACGCCUAUUAUACGUUUUUUUAUAUUCGACAUUGGCAUGGAAAUGUGCAAAAUCGCGAUUAGUGUAUUCAUGCGUGGAAAUGACUAAAGGAACUGUGUCGUUAUUCAUUUCAUUCGUUGUUUCAAUUGAUGAGAUAUUUAUAUAUUCUGUAUAUUCUGAAUUUUAAGCAUUAUAUCCCAACUGUAAUUCAAAGCGAUCGCUUUUAAAGAUCUUUUAUUUCUAUGCAUCAAAUACAUUAUUUUUGUACAAAAUGUUUAUUAGAGAAGUAUUAAAGAAAAUUGCUAGUAAA
Messenger RNA from Nematostella vectensis (starlet sea anemone), 8352 nucleotides. RefSeq names its product ankyrin repeat domain-containing protein 26. The transcript has 56 exons. The record is from RefSeq and is a predicted model, not a curated record. Bases 124 to 7539 code for a protein of 2471 amino acids. Lineage: Eukaryota; Metazoa; Cnidaria; Anthozoa; Actiniaria; Edwardsiidae. Gene Ontology annotation, molecular function: protein binding.